Messenger RNA from Fonsecaea monophora, 1323 nucleotides. RefSeq lists its product as hypothetical. Gene Ontology annotation, biological process: Arp2/3 complex-mediated actin nucleation. The record is from RefSeq and is a predicted model, not a curated record. Bases 1 to 1323 code for a protein of 440 amino acids. NCBI's taxonomy places the organism in Eukaryota, Fungi, Ascomycota, Eurotiomycetes, Chaetothyriales, Herpotrichiellaceae. The transcript has 4 exons. Gene Ontology annotation, cellular component: actin cortical patch; Arp2/3 protein complex. Gene Ontology annotation, molecular function: actin filament binding.
AUGGCUUCUCAAACUCCCGCUGUUGUCAUGGACAACGGUACCGGCUUCUCGAAAUUAGGCUUCGCCGGAAAUGAUGCCCCUUCCUUUGUAUUCCCCACGGCCAUUGCUAUGAAAAGUGGUGCUAGCGGCGCUGCAGGAGGAACGGGAUCAGGAAGACCGGCGGUUGCAAAUAAACCCUCAUUCCUCACCGGCGGUGCAGGACCAAGUUCCAAUCUGGCGGGCAAGCGGGGCACAGAAGACCUCGACUUCUUCAUUGGAGAUGAAGCACUUGCGGCGUCGGCUGGUCCUGGCUACAGUAUCAACUAUCCCAUCAGACACGGUCAAAUCGAGAAUUGGGACUACAUGGAACGGUUCUGGUCAAACUCCAUCUUCAAAUACCUGCGAGUUGAGCCCGAGGAUCACUAUUUCCUCCUGACAGAACCUCCUCUGAACCCUCCCGAAAACCGCGAGAACACGGCAGAGAUCAUGUUCGAGUCCUUCAACUGCGCGGGUCUAUACAUUGCUGUACAAGCCGUUCUCGCGUUAGCCGCCUCGUGGACAUCUUCGAAAGUGACCGACCGAUCUUUGACGGGCACUGUCAUCGAUUCCGGAGACGGUGUCACCCAUAUUAUUCCUGUUGCUGAAGGAUACGUUAUUGGCUCGUCGAUCAAAAGCAUACCAAUUGCUGGGCGGGAUAUCACAUAUUUUGUGCAGAGUCUAUUGCGGGACCGGGGAGAGCCGGACAGCAGUCUCAAGACAGCCGAGAAGGUCAAGGAGGAGUACUGUUAUGUCUGCCCCGACAUUGUCAAGGAGUUCGCCCGCUAUGACAAAGAACCCGAUAGGUUUCUCAAGCACACCGUGACCCAACCCAAUGGCAGGUCUAUCACGAUCGAUGUCGGCUACGAGCGAUUCCUCGCCCCCGAGAUCUUUUUCAAUCCUGAAAUCUAUUCUUCGGACUUCCUCACUCCCCUUCCCACCGUGGUCGAUGGGGUUAUCCAGUCAUCCCCGAUAGACGUUCGAAGAGGGCUCUACAAAAACAUUGUGCUGUCUGGCGGUUCGACUCUGUACAAGGAUUUUGGUCGGAGGUUACAGCGAGAUAUUAGACACUUGGUCGAUGCUCGUAUCAGAGCGUCGGAGGCUCGGAGUGGCGGAGCUAAGAGUGGUGGUUUGGAGGUCCAAGUUGUCACCCACAAACGACAGCGACAUGGACCAUGGUUUGGUGGCAGUCUACUUGGCCAAACACCUGAAUUCAGAAGUUACUGCCACACCAAGGCCGAGUAUGACGAGAUAGGGCCCAGCAUUGUCAGGAGGUUUGCUUUGCUGGGAGGCCCUGGUAGCACCUAG